Molecule: messenger RNA, 2726 nt
Organism: Mesocricetus auratus (golden hamster)
Lineage: Eukaryota; Metazoa; Chordata; Mammalia; Rodentia; Cricetidae
Gene: Aurkb
Product: aurora kinase B
Exons: 8
Coding region: 1002-1898 (298 amino acids)
Biological process (GO): regulation of cytokinesis; mitotic spindle organization; protein phosphorylation
Cellular component (GO): spindle midzone; spindle pole centrosome; spindle microtubule
Molecular function (GO): protein kinase activity; ATP binding
Source: RefSeq, a predicted model, not a curated record
CGCCCCACCUCCCUCGGAAGGAGAGUCCUUGGAGGUAGAUGGAGGGGCCCUGCCGAUAGCUGCCCUCUAAGCGCUUCCGACGUGUUUCCCAAGAGUUGGCUUGCAGAGCCCAGUCUGGUGACUUGCAGCCUGGUCGGAUCAGAUGUUGCCAACCUGAAUCUGAGGGCUUCUGCAGAGCUGAGCCUGCUUGUCACGUACAAAUAAUAACUGGGACUGAGCAGCAGCAGUGUGCUUUCGGGACGUGAACCCCACCCUCUAGUCUGAAGAAAUUAAGUACACAGAAAUUAGACUGUAGAAUAGUAAGUUACUGUUUAAAAGGUGCAGGACGGUCGAAAUAUUUAUUUGUGAGGCUACAUAUCAAACAUCAAACCCAGGGCCUCAAGUUUUGAUGUACUCUUGAGGUACACUCCAACCCUGGAAUUUAUCUUAAUGAGUGGUUGGAGCUAAGGACCCAAAUAGAUUUGAAAUUGUGUGUGCUUGCGUGUGUGCGUGUGUGUGUGCGUGUGUGUGUGUGUGUGUGUGUGUGUGUGUAUCAAUGCAUGGGCCAAUCUAUACUGAUAUCACUGGGGGAGGUUUGUAGGACCCUGGGGCCUUCUCUUGGCUGAAGAAAUGAGCCAGUGAGCACGAUAGUGCACACCUGUAAUGAGCGUGGCAAGCUAAUGGGACCUUGAGCCCUCCAACAAAAUGAAGAGCUCUUCAGUCUGUUCCCAGUUGGUGGAACCUUGACUUCCUGGACAGUCCAUCUGUUUCCUUCCGGCAUGAAGCACCGAGUAAAACCGGUGUCUGAGGGAGACACCACUGUUACAUUUACCCUGGUCUCUAUCAAACGGAGUAAUCUAGUACUCAGCGAAGUCUGAAUAUGAAGAAGUGGCCCCAGCCCUUCAGCGUCCCUCUGGUGUUGCAACUUCAUGAGCUCAGGCUCUUAGUCUCACUCAGGCCUGAACACCCUGCCCCAGAGAGUCCUGCUGAAGGAGUCUGCUGUGACAUCUGCACUUGCCCUCAUGAACCGGUCCAACGGCCAGUCCACAGCUGCCCCUGGCCAGAAGUUGGCUGAGAAUGUCAGUCGGGGCUCCAAUGCCUUGCCGUCCCUCACUAUUGACGACUUUGAGAUUGGGCGUCCUCUGGGCAAAGGCAAAUUUGGAAAUGUGUACUUGGCUCGGGAGAAGAAAAGCCAUUUCAUCGUGGCGCUCAAGAUCCUUUUCAAGUCUCAGAUUGAGAAGGAGGGAGUGGAGCACCAGCUUCGCCGAGAGAUCGAAAUCCAGGCACACCUGCAACAUCCCAACAUUCUUCGGCUCUACAACUACUUCUAUGACCGUCGUAGGAUCUACUUGAUACUGGAAUAUGCCCCAAGGGGGGAACUCUACAAGGAACUACAGAAGAACCGAACUUUCGAUGAGCAGCGGACAGCCACGAUCAUGGAGGAGCUGUCGGAUGCGCUGAUGUACUGCCACAAGAAGAAAGUGAUUCACAGGGACAUAAAACCUGAGAACCUGCUCUUAGGUCUCCAGGGCGAGCUGAAGAUUGCGGACUUCGGCUGGUCUGUGCAUGCUCCCUCCCUGAGGAGGAAGACCAUGUGUGGCACCCUGGACUAUCUGCCCCCAGAGAUGAUUGAGGGGCGCAUGCAUAACGAAAUGGUAGACCUGUGGUGCAUCGGGGUGCUCUGCUAUGAACUGAUGGUGGGGAACCCACCCUUCGAGAGCCCUAGCCACAGUGAGACAUAUCGUCGGAUUGUCAAGGUGGACCUGAAGUUCCCACCUUCUGUGCCUGAGGGGGCCCAGGACCUCAUCUCCAAGCUGCUGAAGCACAAGCCCUCAGAGCGACUGCCUCUGGCCCAGGUCGCAGCUCACCCUUGGGUCCGGGCCCACUCUCGGAGGGUACUGUCUCCCUCUGCCUAUUAGCCUGGUUCUGCAUUUUUGUCCCUGUUGUUUGCUCGGUUUUGUUUGUAUAUUUGUGUGUGUGUUGGGGGGAGGGAAGGGUUGUUCACAACUAUCCCCAGCUCCCUUCUAGGGAAUCUGACCCGUCUUCUGACCUCCACAGGCAAAACCAGGCACAUAAGUGGUGCACAUACAUGCAGACGAAACAUAUAUAAAACAACAAAAAACAGUACUGGAGAGGUGGCUGAGCUUGGCUGUUUUUCCAGAGAACCAGGAGCAAGUCACAUUACCACAUGAUGCUCAUAACCACCUGUAGGCACGGAUGUGACACACAUAUAUGCAGACAGCACACCUAGACACAGUGUGUUACACAUAUAUGCAGACAGCACACCUAUACACAGUGUGUUACACAUAUAUGCAGACAGCACACCUAGACACAGUUAGUGUGUCACACAUUAUGCAGACAGCACACAGUGUGUCACACACAUAUGCAGACAGCACACAGUGUGUCACACACAUAUGCAGACAGCACACCUAUACACAGUGUGUUACACACAUAUGCAGACAGCACACCUAGACACAGUGUGUUACACAUAUAUGCAGACAGCACACCUAGACACAGUGUGUUACACAUAUAUGCAGACAGCACACCUAGACACAGUUAGAAUUUUAAGGAGCCAUACAGUCUGAUUUCUUUCAAUUUGCCAAAUGUUAAAUGUUAUUUUAAAAUACCGUAAGUCAAAAGUGGAUUAAUCCAGUUUAUCGAUGAAACAUGUUUAGCCAAGCCUAUCUUAAAGUCAGAAAAAUUAUGUAGCACAAAGUAUAUUUUAUAAUAAAGUCUUAAAUAUUCCA